This is a messenger RNA of Symbiodinium necroappetens, 816 nucleotides long. Lineage: Eukaryota; Dinophyceae; Suessiales; Symbiodiniaceae. The record is from the annotation of a GenBank genome assembly.
AUGGCGGCGGUGGCGACCAUGGAAGGCUUUGAGGGCUAUUGGGGCCCGCCGACAGCCACUAUGGACUGGUGUGAAGGGAACUACAUGGUGACGCCCUAUGCUGCCGAAUUCUUCAACAGCCUCACAUCGAUGUUCAUCGCUGUUGCUGGCAUACUGCCCAUCUUAAUUCACUUCCGGAGGAGAGACUGCAUGGAAUGGAGGUUCAUUAUCGCUUUUCUGAGCGUAACCAUCGUUGGCUUGGGAAGUGUCGCUUUCCAUGGGACAUUGCUUUUCGAGCACCAGCGCUGGGACCAGGUGCCGAUGCUCUGGACUGUUGCCAUGAUCCUCUAUGUCUUGUUCGAGCAGAAGCAUGUUCAACCAGCUUACCGCAUCUUGCCAGUGGCCUUGUUUGUAUAUGCCGUGGUCGCCACAUUGGCGACCUCCAAGCGAAGCGGAGACAUGCAAUGGUUCUCCUUCCACGCGUUCUUCGGGCUGGCCACUUUCCUCGCUGUCUGCAAGGUGACGCUGUUCUACCGCAGCUUGCCCACAGACAUGACGGAGUUGAGAAAAGUCAUGUCGUACGGUUUCAUCGCUUUGGGGGUGGCGAUUACGGUUUGGCUGAUGGACCUGAAGCUUUGCAACCAGCUGCACAUGCUGCCCGCCUACGACUACUGGAACUUUCACGCCUGGGGCUGGCAUUUGAUGGUGUCUUGCGGCCUCUACAACAUCUUGAUCGGAAUCUGGUACCAUCGACUCAAGGUGGUUCUGGAGAAGGAUGUGAGCUUGUGCCUGUCACCUCUCCCUCACAUCGCCUUCGUCCCGCCGAAGCUCGCUUGA